Messenger RNA from Microplitis mediator, 1320 nucleotides. RefSeq names its product putative ankyrin repeat protein RF_0381. The transcript has a single exon. Lineage: Eukaryota; Metazoa; Arthropoda; Insecta; Hymenoptera; Braconidae. The record is from RefSeq and is a predicted model, not a curated record. Gene Ontology annotation, molecular function: protein binding. Bases 1 to 1320 code for a protein of 439 amino acids.
AUGGAAUUAAGCCGUUUCAAUUUUACCUACGAAUACGUUUACAACUUGAUUGAAAAAGGAGUUAUCGAAGAUAUUAAUAAAGUGGUUCCAGUCAUGGGUGGUUUAACGCUGCUUCAUAUAGCAACUUUCAAUAAUGAUAAAAAAUUGGUGGAUUAUCUGCUCCGCAAGAAAGCUGAUGUACAUUCAAAAAGUCAAUACUGGGGUACAGUUCUUCAUACUGCUGUUAUAAUGGAGUACCUGGCUAUAACUGAAAGUCUAAUAAACUAUGGAGCAGACGUUAAUGCUCAACUAUUUGUGCCUUUUUAUGUGACCCGUUUCCAGUACGCAGUUGUUAAAAAUGAUGAAGAAAUUCCUGAGUUUUUAUUGAAACGAGAUGACGAUGUAAGUACAAUCUUGAAUCAGUAUGAAUGGUGUCUUGCCAGAACAGCAUUACAAAUCGCUGUUGAUCGAAAUAACGAAAAAAUGGUAGAGCUACUUUUAAAAAGUAAUGCUGAUCCGAAUCUUGAUCCUCAUCUUGAUGGAAGACUACUGAUGAUCCGUGCCAUUAUUAAAGGAAACUUACUAAUUACAGAGCUUCUUCUGGCAUACGGUGCAGAUGUUAACAUUGAAGGUGGUUAUCUUUCACCAGAACGAAGUGCUCUACAUUUUGCUGCCGAAUGCCGAAACUCGAAAGCAGUAGAAUUAAUCUUAAAUGACAGCAUGGUUGAUAUAAAUAGAGUGGAAGUGUGUAAAAAUUCAGCGCUUCAUUACGCAGUUAUCAAGAAAGACGAUGAUAUCAUAAGACAACUUCUUAAUGCUGGUGUUGAUAUUAAUUUAAAAAACGUUGAUGGUGAAACAGCAUUUACUUUAAAAAUAAUUCAUUUACAAAAACUUAAUGACACAUUCACCGAACAUAUUGCAAAAUUAAGUGCGGCGAACUUUUAUGUCAGUAAAGAAAAUUUAGCAGUCGUAAAUAGUGAAAAAUUCGGUGAAUUACGCGAUCAGUGUUUAAGCGAAAUUAAAAAAAUGAAGAUAACAUAUGUUGGUACGAGUAAUGUUACAAUUUAUAAUGUUUUGUGUAAUAAAUGUGAGCACAAAUUAGCUGUAAGUUUAAGUUAUGUUAGUGAUAGUACUAUUCCAGAUUUGGACAUGCAAUCUCUUUUUCCACUAUACGGCGGAAUGAUAAGUUAUCGAUUAAAAAAAGCAUUAGGACGAAAAAAAUUGUUAGUCAAUGCUAUUAGUUUAACUAAUGAUAUUUUCGAUGAAAUCAAACUCCCAAGUACUAUUACGAGGGAUAUUUUUAAAUUACUAACUAACAAAGAUCUGAAAAAAUUACAAUGA